Messenger RNA from Mesocestoides corti, 4329 nucleotides. The record is from the annotation of a GenBank genome assembly. NCBI's taxonomy places the organism in Eukaryota, Metazoa, Platyhelminthes, Cestoda, Cyclophyllidea, Mesocestoididae.
AUGCAUCGUCACAAGGUCCCGUCCACUGGCGGUGGCCGCAACUCCGUUCACAUGGUGCAGCAGGACCGCAGCAAGAUCCCCGCUUCCGGCACCCCGUGCGCCACUCGACACCCCAUCUCAACUGGCUACCAACGCCAGCACCCCAGCGGCACACCGAACCCCGACAGGCCCGUUCCCCACCGUCGGCGCAAUUCGCAGCCAACCCGUUCCACCGCCUCCGUCACCUCGUCCCCGUCCAUCCAGCAGACGCUGACGCGAUCGGCCGGUGAGAAUAUGACCGUAGCUGCGAACCAGCGCGUCACCGAGUGGCUGCGGUCGGCGGGAUCGUUGCCCGAGGAGGUAGAGGAUGACGCGUUGCCGCACCAAAGACCGUCUGACGGCCCAGCGGUGAACUCGGCGACACCUCAACCGCGCUGGCACGCGACUCGCGGUGUCACGACUGCCAUGUUUCAGGCGCACCUUCCACCCGUAACUCGUCACCACUUCCCCGCCCAGCCCGCUCCUCCAACCACCGCUGCCGUCCCCCUAAUGCGUCCCCCCACGGUGAUGACUACGGCCGCCUAUGACCGUCGCGUCGUCUCCAUGGUUCCCACGCCGCCGCCACCACCCAUGCACGGUCAUGAAAGUGCUUUCACGAACCUCCUCUACGACAUGUCGUGCAACGUGGUGCCGCAGCAGCUCCCAACGGGCAUGGCCGCACUAGCGCUCACUCCGCGUCCCGCGCCUCGGACAAACGUCCACGCCGUCGCAGGCACGAUGCCGCGUCUCUCCGGUCCGUUCGCGAAGCCGCCGCCGUCGCAGCAGCAGCAGCAGCCUGUGAAGAAUGGAAACGCGGCGAACGGCGCCUCGUCGCCCGACACCGAGAUAACGACAAACUCGUCCGCGUCGAUGUCCUCCUACUCCGGCGACAGCGAUGCCGGCAGUAACGAAGCGGACGCCGCCUCGUCGGCCAGGGAUGCGCCAACUUACUCGAAGGAGGACAUCUUCGAGCAGCAUCCUUUUCGCCCCAACACGGUGUUACCUGUGGACGAGUACACCUUCACGGUACCGCGACAGCAAGCCGUGUUCCAGAGUCACCAACAGCUCUCCGAUGGACCCAGCGGUUGGGCCCUCUCACAGCCUCAACCGGCCUCUGCAAUGCUGGUCGACGACCUCGAUCAGGCUCCGCCUACUCCGCCUCCACGCCUCGCCUCCGCCAUGAACACCAUGCACUUCAGCAGAGGUCAGCAAUCGGCUCCUGCGGACGGCAUGGCAUGGCAGAACUGUGAGGUAUCCGCGACGUCGGGCUUCCUUCCACGCUGUCAUCCGCUGCGACAGCCGAAGAAGCUCUCCUCGUGCGCCAGUCCCACGCUAAACUCCGUCGUCAGUGCAGAUGGUGAGUUCUCGCUCCGUCCCAAGUCCCUCUUCACGCCCCUCAUUCAAGCCGUUUUAACUCGAGUUAACGCUAGAACCUGCUACCUCUUUGAACUUGCGCUAACUCAUCUGGCAGUCGUUGACGUCUUGCCCGCCAUGCGAAUCUUGUUCCAGUGUGGUAUUUGUGGUUUUCGUCAAUUACCGUCCCACCUGGUCGGUGUGGGAAGGAAGAGGAGGCGAGGGGGGUGGGGUGGGAGGCAGGGAGGGGAAGGAUCAGUGCGCGAGAGGACGCAAUUCCUGAAGCAGGUGUUGCGUCGCGUCAGCGCAGCCGAAGUACCAUCGGGCAGGUUCGAUCGGUCGAACGAUUUCGCAGGCAUUUUCCACGACCCCAAUCCUUCCACUUUCCACGAUACUUCAGAGGAUCCGGCUGUGAUCCAUACCUCGACACGCUCCCUAAUCUCGGCCAGUUCGUCGACCCACGAGGCUGCGGGGACCGGCAACGCGCCCACCUCGUCCCUCCACCCCCGACGGUCCGCUUCAGGCGGUUUCAUUGGCCCUGCGGACGCCGAGGUGCCACCGUCCACCACCGCCACCAAGUCGACCCUGGAGCAGGCGGCGCCAUGCACCAUCACCUCAGGAACCACGCAUUUCGCUCUCAUCUCAGGGCCGUAUUCCUGGCCGAAGGAUCUGCUUCGCCAGGGCCAGGAUCGCUCCACGCUAAUGAGUUGGACCAAGGCGGCUUUUUCGAAGCGAAUACUGGCCGCGACUGACAAGAGCUUGCUACGGCACCUGCCCGAGAAUUUCAAGUGUACGUUAGUUGCAAGGCAACUGGAUCCGCGUAUCCUCGUUCCCCGACCCUGGAAUCUGUCUGAUCUCGAACUGCAAAACCCACUGAUCUUGUCGGCUCUUGACAUAUUCCUCGUUGAUGGAUGGUUAGGAUCUGAAGAAAGAUCCUCCCGUGUCGAUGUCUCUCUCGAGUCAACUGGCAUUGCCAUCACUACCAGCACCUCCACUGCCAAACCUGCAGCUGUCACCAUCACUGCCAACAUCGCCACCACCAUCACUGUCAACACUACUACCACUACAGCUGCCACCAUCGCCAUCGCUUCCACUACGAACAUCGCUACCAAUAUCGCCACGAGCACUACCGCCACCACCACUAACCUCUUCACCAUCACUAUCGCCACCAACAUAGCUACCAACACAGACAUCACUACUACCACCACAGCCGUCAACACCACUACAAACUUCGCCACCAACACCGGUCCAUCUAAUUCCUCGUUUACAGUGAUCCAAUCCUUCAUGGGCGAUCGCGCGGCCAAACUCAGUAAACCGGACCUCGCUUCGAUCAUCAUCCAACGCGCCAUCACCACGCCUGGUGUGCGAGACGAACUCUACGCCCAGCUCUGCAAACAGACGACCGGCAAUUACAACGCCGACAGUCUCAUGCGAGGCUGGGAGCUGCUCUGCAUUUGCCUCUACUUCUUCCCGCCCAACAAGGUCUUCCGUGAUCCCCUCCACGCCUACCUAACCGCCCGGUGCGAGGCUCUGUCCAUUGGCCUCGCACCGUCCGGCCUCCACACCUCGUCAACUGCCUCCUCCUCCGUGGCCGAGUCGACGGCCGCGAUUCGGCCAGGUCCGAGUCUGGCGGCGGCAGCAGCGCUGGCAGCUGGCAGCGACCCCGCCGCCCUCGUCUCCGCACCCAUCACACCCUCGUUCGGUGUGCCCCUGACGAACGGUGACGCCGGUGGCGACGCCAACUCCGUGGAACCCUCCGACGCACCGUCCAGCGAGUUCCCCUACGGUCCCUGGGUGAAGUUGUCGGCGUUGCACUUCACCAGGGCUGCGCCGCGGUGGUUCAUGCGUUCGGUCGCCGUCGGACCGAGUCGUUUGCCGAUGCCGCUUUCCAAGGAGGAGUUGCUGCACGUCAAGGAUUUCCUCUUGAAGCCGGGCAUUUUCGGCAGCAGUCUGGAGGAAAUGCUCAAGAUCCAGUCCUGCCGGUUCCCAUCGCUUCGACUGCCGUGGAUUCAGGUCUUCCUCACCGAGGAACUACUACGCCUCAAGGGCGCCAAAGCGGAAGGCAUUUUCCGUGUCUCCGCGGACCAGGACAUUUUGACUGCGGUUCGUUUCCAACUGGAGAAACUCUUCGAGGUGUUCCGUGUGGUCGAGGUGACCUCUCGUGACGCCGCACCCACCUACGCGAUCGUCCGUCCACCACCGCGAGGCUGGAGCCAGUCCCAGCUUGUCUUCGCUCCCGAGGGCAACGACGUGCCCUCUGCGAAUCCGACCCUACCUCGAAGUCCCCUACUUGAGUGUCCCGCGCUCACCGGAGCCUUCGAAUUGCCCCUCAAGCCCACCCCCAUCUCCCCGCGACCCGCCGAGUACAUGCUACUCACGCCUCGUGCCGUGUGGCCGGGGGAUCUUGGUAGUUUCGGGGAGUCGUCGAACGCGGACGAGAACAGUGCCUUCCUCGACCCCCACCUGUCUGCCGCCCUGUUGAAACUCUGGCUCCGAGAAAUGGCGACUCCCCUUGUUCCCCCCGGCCUCACCGCCGAGGUCUUCUCGGCCGCCGUGGAGGCGGACGCCUUCGAGAAAGCCGCCGUUCGCGACGGAAACCAGGUCUCGCAUCAGGCGCCGAUCGAUAAGUGUUGCGCCACGGUCAGACGUCUGCCUCGGACCAAUCGCAGGGUCUUAUUGUACCUCAUCAAGCUGUGUCAGUAUCUUGCACGACCCGAGAAUGCGUCGGCGUCUCUCAUGGACUCACGCAACCUCGCGACCGUGAUCGCGCCGAACCUCUUCCGUUCCACCACCAACAACCCGAGCGAGAUGCUGAACUCUGUCCAGUCCCAGACAGCCUUCGUCCGCCUCCUCAUCUGCCACCUCAACGUCGACGCCGAGGCCGACCUCUUGAACUCCGAGGAGGAGGCUGCUUCGGCAACAGCCACCGCCUUCUCCACGUCCUCCUCCUCCCGAUAG